AUGCAGGGGCUGGUGGUGGUGAUGGUGGCGGCGGUGGGCGUGGCCGCUCAGGAAACCACCAACGUCAACAAUUUCUUCAAGAUUCCGUCGCCAUGGGGAUGGGCGUGCGAGGGCGGCGGGCGCUGCGUCAAGUACGAGGCAGCGGGCCGGCCAAUCCUGACCACCCUCAACCAGUGCAAGCUGACGUGCGGGCCCGCGGGGGCGCUCCUGCCCCUGCCCUCCGCCGCCACCAUCGGGGACUCUGUGUCUCUGUUCCUGCCGCAGAGCGUGUCCCUCAAGCCCAUGUGUCUGCCGGAGGUGUGCCCGGUGCUGCAGGAGGCCUUCGAGGUGUUCCUGGACAGCCUGCAGCGGUACCAUCCUGAAUACGCCGAGGGUGCCGCGCCGUGGACGGGGCCCUGGGACGCCGCCACGCAGGCCCAUAAGCUUGUGGUGGAGGUCGCGGUGCGGGGCCCCGAGACCCACCUCACCCUCGACACGGACGAGUCCUACGACCUGACGGUGGCCGGCGGCACCACCACCGCCAGCGUGACCGCCAACACUUUCUUCGGGGCGCGCCACGGUCUGGAGACGCUGAGUCAGCUGGUGGAGUACCAUGAGACUGAUGACGCCCUCAUGGUGGUGACGACGGCGGCGGUGACGGACGCGCCGGCGUUCCCGUACCGCGGGCUGCUGGUGGACACGUCGCGUAACUUCGUGACGGAGGCGGCGCUGCGACGCACGCUGGACGCCAUGGCCGCCAGCAAGCUCAACACGCUCCACUGGCACAUCACCGACUCCCACUCCUUCCCGCUGGCCCUGGACACGCUGCCCAACAUGGCCUACUACGGCGCCUACUCCCCCAGACAGGUGUACACGCCCGCCCAGGUGCGCCGCCUCGUCCAGUACGCGCGCGUGCGCGGCGUGCGCCUGUUGCCCGAGUUGGACGCGCCCGCGCACGUCGGCAAUGGCUGGCAGUGGGCCGAGAAGGAGGAGGGGCUGGGUAGGCUGGCCGUGUGCGUCAACCAGGAGCCCUGGCAGGAGUUCUGCGUGGAGCCUCCGUGUGGCCAGCUUAACCUUGCUAACCCCGCCAUAUAUGACGUGUUGGGGCACAUAUACCGCGAACUGAUCGACAUCUUCGCCCCCGUUGACAUCUUUCAUUAUGGCGGCGAUGAAGUCAACCUCAAAUGCUGGAACACAACGGAGGAGAUCGUGACAUGGAUGACAGCCAACGGACACGGUCUUGAUGCUGAUGCUUACUACAGGCAGUGGGGGGUGUUCCAGGAGAAGGCGCGGCAGCUGCUGCAGGCGGCUGCUGGGGCUGGACAAGGACACAGGAAGGAGGUGGAGGGCGUCUUGUGGACCUCAGAACUCACAAAUCCAGCUCGUCUCAACACCUUCCUCAACUCCUCCCAGUACAUCAUCCAAAUCUGGAGUACCCGACAGGACCCAGUCAUCAAGGAGGCCUUGACUAGGGGGUACAGGGUUAUCUUCAGUAACCACGACGCCUGGUACUUGGACUGUGGCGCCGGGGCGUGGGUGGGUGAGGGAAACAACUGGUGCAGUCCGUACAAGGGAUGGCAAACAAUGUACGACAAUAGCCCGCAUGAUAUCGCCCUGACCCUUACUGGCUCCUCGCACCCCGGCCAGAUUCUCGGUGGUGAAAGUGCAAUGUGGACCGAACAAGCGGACACUUCCACUAUUGACUCUAAGGUGUGGCCCCGCGCGGCGGCUGUGGCAGAGCGGCUGUGGACCAACCCGGCCACUGGCUGGCGUGAUGCGGAGACUCGCUUCAUCCACCACCGGCAGCGGCUGGUGCGGCGCGGCGUGCAGGCGGAACGGAUACAGCCUCAGUGGUGCCACCAGAACGAGGGGCUCUGCUAUCUAUAGUGCCACUCAUGACAGCCAGGAGUGCCUUUCCUUCUCACAGUGCCCUUGUAACACUUCUUUCCUCCGAAGUCUGAGGUAUAAUGAUGGGUAAGAAGAAAAGCGACAGGGAAGAGAGGAAAACCUGAGGGAAGAGGAUAAGAAAGAAACAAGUCGAAAGGAAAAGAAGUGAAGAAGCGAUAAUGAUUUUAGAGAGAAUGUUUAUCAUCAUUAUGUGGAGUCUACACUCUAUUAUGUAAAUACAUCCUCCCUCUCUCUCUCUCUCUCACACACACACAUACAUUGGUACUGCCUUUCCACCUCCUCCUUUGUUUCUGUUUAUAUAUUUUCUCCUCCCUCACCUUCCUCUUUUUAUUUUGUUGUGAUACUUUUUUUUUUCUCUUAUCAUCCUUUUUUCUCAUGUUUGCUUGUCUGUACCUCAUCUUCACUCAUACCAAUUACAUAGUAUUAUCUCUACUCUUUCUGUUAAUCUUUUUUUUCUUGUUAUUUUACGCCUUACUUGUUUUCUUUAUGUUCCUUCUCAAUAAUACUCAUAUAAUCUUUUUUUUUAUCUCUUCCUUUGUCUCAUUCUUCACUUCACCUUCAAUUUUUUCCUCUCACCUGUACGAGUUCAUGAUAGGUAACCUGAAAGAGAAAGUUACCUGGAAUGUUGCUCUCUCUCUCUCUCUCUCUUUCGGUUGCUUUCAUUUUACCUGUGUGUGUGUGCCAGCCGUUCCCCUACGGAAGGUGAACAGGGGCUACACGCGAAAGAAGAUAAACCCAACUUAUCUUUACCCGGCCGGGGAAUGGAACCCCAGUCCUUCUGGUUGUGAGACAGACGUUCUAUCCACUGAGCUACCGGGUCGUGCGUGUGUGUGUGUGUGUGUGUGCAAACUCCAAAUUA
This is a messenger RNA of Eriocheir sinensis (Chinese mitten crab), 2746 nucleotides long. RefSeq names its product chitooligosaccharidolytic beta-N-acetylglucosaminidase-like. The transcript is spliced from 5 exons. The coding region runs from base 1 to 1866 and encodes 621 amino acids. The record is from RefSeq and is a predicted model, not a curated record. Gene Ontology annotation, biological process: glycosaminoglycan metabolic process; carbohydrate metabolic process; ganglioside catabolic process. Gene Ontology annotation, molecular function: beta-N-acetylhexosaminidase activity. Gene Ontology annotation, cellular component: membrane. Lineage: Eukaryota; Metazoa; Arthropoda; Malacostraca; Decapoda; Varunidae.